Molecule: messenger RNA, 531 nt
Organism: Impatiens glandulifera
Lineage: Eukaryota; Viridiplantae; Streptophyta; Magnoliopsida; Ericales; Balsaminaceae
Product: H/ACA ribonucleoprotein complex subunit 3-like protein
Exons: 4
Coding region: 103-297 (64 amino acids)
Biological process (GO): positive regulation of telomerase RNA localization to Cajal body; rRNA pseudouridine synthesis; ribosome biogenesis
Cellular component (GO): box H/ACA telomerase RNP complex; box H/ACA snoRNP complex
Molecular function (GO): box H/ACA snoRNA binding; telomerase RNA binding
Source: RefSeq, a predicted model, not a curated record
UGUGGGAUAAACCCCUUCUAGCCGUAAUAUCGAAAUUAGGGUUUCCGGAGAAGACGAAGAAGAAGAAGAGAGUCGCCUCUUGUGAGUGAACAAUUUGUUGCAAUGUAUCUUCAGUUUUAUAUUAAUGACAAUGGUGACAAGGUCUACACCACUAAGAAACAGUCGCCAGUUGGACUAGCCACACAAUCUGCUCAUCCAGCCCGGUUUUCUCCUGAUGACAAGUUUUCAAGGCAAAGGGUUCUAUUGAAGAAGCGUUUUGGAUUGCUCCCAACCCAAAACCCACCUCCUAAAUACUGAAGGGGUGUGUGUUUUCGGGGUGCUCUUGCGGAAGUUGAUGAUUAACAACCCCCAUUAAACAUUAUGCUAAGCGGCUGUUCAUUUUUGGUGUUUUUUAUUAUUAUCUUAGGUUUGAAUCUUUCAAUUUGAAAAUAUGCAACUUGGGUAGUUUGUAAUCUGGUCUAAACCACCCUCUCUGUAAUAUGUUUCACUACACUUUCUAGUGUUCUAAAAUCUUCUACAUUGUGCUUUCAA